ACCAACUUAGUCCCUGGGGAAUCCAAUGGCUACACACUUGCAGCGCUGGCGUUGAAUGUGGACCUACUCCUGGACGUUUUAUCCCUAUCUGGUUUCGUCACUGAUUGAAAUCAGCUAGGGCCACAUCAUCUUCAUCACGAAUAUAAUAUGUGGCUUUUCCAUCUCAACAAUACUCGCUGUUAGGCCUGUGGAAAUACCUUCAUCUGUCUCCAUGUCUUCGCUCGCGAGAACUCUCCCAGCGUCCUGGUACUGUAGCCCGCCGCUGUAUCAGCUUGAGCGUCGUGCCGUGUUUUUGAAGGCAUGGUAUCUUCUGGGACCCGUGACUCGCUUCCAGAUUGUGGGAGAGAAGGUCGACUAUGAGAUGGCCCAGGUGAAGCUCAUCGUUACUAAGAACUCUGAUGACCCGCGAGAUAUCAAAGUCUAUACAGCGACAGACGGCAAACAAUUGCGAAGCCACUUGACCGUGACGGGCCUCCUGUUUACGACGAUUUCGGACAACGCGCCUGCAUUCCAAGACUUCUUCCCAGACCUGGAGAGCUUGCUGAAGAGGGUAGACUUCACUAAACUGCCCUAUCGCCGCAGCAUCAAGUAUGAGGGCAACUUCAACUGGAAGACGAUGGUCGACGGGUAUCAAGAGUGUCUUCACUGCCAAUACACCCACCCGUCAUUCUCCGUGUACUACCCGCCAACGUUCUACACGGUGUUCAACCACAAGAACUUCUCUCAGCACAUAGCUGAUCCGAAGAAGCCAAACGAUGGUCUCUUCCUCUACUUCUUCCCCAACUGCACCCUGAACGUGUAUGGCGGAGGAAUGUCCUCGUUCAGAGUCUGCCCUACAGACAAACCGGGCGUCACCAGAAUGGAAUUCGACUACUACCACAAGGAAGAUGGCGACAAGUUCGAGGACUACUUCAAAUUCGUUCGACAGGUUGCUAUGGAAGACUACGAGCUCUGCGAGAAGGCUCAGGGGAACCUCGAAAAGGGGGUCUACACAGAGGGCAUCCUCAAUCCAAUCAAGGAAACGGGCGUCGUCUUCUACCAGCAGCGGGUGUUCGAUCUAGUGUGCACUCAGCAUGAGACGGACAAGGGGGCCGGGCCGCAGGCGAAGGCUGCUGCCAGUCUCAACCACGUGGCGCGCUCUAGCCUCGUAGAGCCAGCGAGUUCGUAAGGGUUCGACUGCAGGUGGGUCCUUUUCCAAGGCCAUGCAGACUGGGAUCGGCGGGUGGGUGUCCGUGUCGUGGCGCCGCC
Messenger RNA from Mytilinidion resinicola, 1248 nucleotides. Its product is annotated as Bet v1-like protein. Gene Ontology annotation, molecular function: 2 iron, 2 sulfur cluster binding; iron ion binding. The coding region runs from base 212 to 1168 and encodes 318 amino acids. The transcript has 5 exons. The record is from RefSeq and is a predicted model, not a curated record. Lineage: Eukaryota; Fungi; Ascomycota; Dothideomycetes; Mytilinidiales; Mytilinidiaceae.